AAAAUACAGAUUCGACUAUUACCGGUUGUACGUAAUAUACGUUAUUGAAAUCCUACAUGAAAAAAGGAAUUGAACUUCUUCGUAUUUAAUUUCCGAUGUUCUGAUUUAAAGAUCAACUAUAAUGUUAACAGUGUCAUUAAUUUCAUCUAAACGUGUGUGAUCAAGUUAAUUAAAAAUAAAGUGUAAUAAACAACAUAAUUCUUUGAAAUAUUUUAAGAAAGUACGAAUGUUUUAAUCGCGUUUUAACGCUACAUUGCUUUGUCGUUUUUAACCUAAAUCGAGAUGGCUGACUCAGAACAAGAUUUCGGAGAUCGUGGAGAUAAUGACAAUUUAAAAACUGAUAAAUUAUUUAUCUUAAAGAAAUGGAAUGCUGUAGCUAUGUGGAGUUGGGAUGUGGAAUGUGACACUUGUGCAAUUUGUCGAGUUCAAGUAAUGGAUGCAUGUCUUCGGUGUCAAGCGGAGAGCAAAAAAGAUGAUAGUCGACAGGAUUGUGUCGUCGUCUGGGGAGAAUGCAAUCAUUCAUUUCAUUAUUGUUGCAUGUCACUUUGGGUGCAACAGAAUAAUCGUUGUCCAUUAUGCCAGCAAGAAUGGUCCAUUCAACGAAUGGGAAAAUAACUAAAUCAAUCAAGCGAAACUUCAAUACUUAUUUUUUUUUUCCUUUUUGUUUUCAUUUAUUUUUUGCUUAUUUUUCCUUCUUUUCUUUCUCCUCUCUUUCUUUCUCUCUUACACACACAUACUCUAAGUUGAUUAACUUACUCAUUUUCACUCAUAAAAAUUUGCAUUUUUCAUGUUUUUUUCUUCAAUUUUUAAAUUUCAUGACUUAAUAUUUUGAUCGUAAAAUAAUAAAUCAAUAGUAAUUUAUAAAAACAUCAAUACAAUAAUAUUAUAUUAUAUUCAAUUUCAAAUAAAACACAAAACUAUUUAUUUAAGAAAAUA
Molecule: messenger RNA, 936 nt
Organism: Apis cerana (Asiatic honeybee)
Lineage: Eukaryota; Metazoa; Arthropoda; Insecta; Hymenoptera; Apidae
Product: Regulator of cullins 2
Molecular function (GO): zinc ion binding
Source: RefSeq, a predicted model, not a curated record